Erigeron canadensis is the source of this 1198-nucleotide messenger RNA. Its product is annotated as ribonucleoside-diphosphate reductase small chain. The transcript has a single exon. Gene Ontology annotation, biological process: deoxyribonucleotide biosynthetic process. Bases 50 to 1039 code for a protein of 329 amino acids. The record is from RefSeq and is a predicted model, not a curated record. Lineage: Eukaryota; Viridiplantae; Streptophyta; Magnoliopsida; Asterales; Asteraceae. Gene Ontology annotation, molecular function: oxidoreductase activity.
AUCAAUUCUCUCAAAAACAAACCCUAAUUUUUUCAAUCAAAUCAAAAUCAUGCCUUCAAUUCCUGAAGAACCACUUUUGGCACCAAACCCAGAUCGAUUCUGUAUGUUCCCAAUUCAAUACCCACAAAUCUGGGAAAUGUAUAAAAAAGCCGAAGCCUCAUUUUGGACCGCUGAAGAAGUCGAUUUAUCCGAAGAUCAACGUCACUGGGACGCCUUAACCGACGGCGAACGCCACUUCAUUACUCACGUCCUCGCUUUUUUCGCCGCGUCAGACGGCAUCGUUCUCGAAAACCUCGCUGGUCGGUUUAUGAAAGAAGUCCAAGUCGCCGAGGCGCGUGCGUUUUACGGAUUCCAAAUCGCGAUUGAGAAUAUUCAUUCUGAAAUGUAUAGUUUGUUGUUGGAAUCUUAUAUUAAAGAUUCUAAUGAAAAAAACCGGUUAUUUCGGGCUAUUGAAACGAUUCCUUGUGUUGAGAAAAAAGCCAACUGGGCUUUGAAAUGGAUUGAUGGAUCCGAAACUUUCGCAGAACGGAUUAUCGCGUUUGCUUGCGUUGAAGGGAUAUUUUUUUCGGGGAGUUUUUGCGCCAUUUUUUGGUUGAAAAAACGUGGGUUAAUGCCGGGUUUAACGUUUUCAAACGAGUUGAUAUCGAGAGACGAGGGUUUACAUUGCGAUUUUGCGUGUUUGUUAUACAGUUUGUUGAAAAUGAAGUUGAGUGAGGAACGCGUAAAAGGGAUUAUCGCAGACGCUGUAAACAUCGAAAGGGAGUUCGUUUGCGAGGCGUUGCCGUGUGCUUUGGUUGGGAUGAAUGGGGAUUUGAUGAGUGUUUAUAUUGAGUAUGUCGCGGAUAGGUUGUUGGGGGCGUUGGGUUAUUCGAAAAUGUAUAAUGUGCAGAAUCCGUUUGAUUGGAUGGAGUUGAUCUCGUUGCAGGGGAAGACUAAUUUUUUUGAGAAAAGGGUUGGGGAGUAUCAGAAAGCGUCGGUGAUGUCGAAUUUGAAUGGGAAUGGAGAUGGGCAUGUAUUCAAGAUGGAUGAAGAUUUCUAGAUUGUUUUUUUAUUUUUUUAUUUUUUUUUUAUUUUUUAUUGUGUAGAUUAGUUUAGGUUAACGUUUUAUUACGGUUUUUAUCAUAAGUGUUUGUUAUGUUGUGGUUUCUGAAUUUACUAUUUGUAUGUUAUCAAUAUGAUAUGCAGUUGUUUUAACAAA